Funneliformis geosporum is the source of this 1743-nucleotide messenger RNA. Lineage: Eukaryota; Fungi; Glomeromycota; Glomeromycetes; Glomerales; Glomeraceae. The record is from the annotation of a GenBank genome assembly.
AUGAAAUUAAAACAAGAAAUCACUAAAUUUUUCGAAGCCAAUCUAGAAUUUUCAAAGAAAAGUAAAUCACUCUAUAAUGAUUACAAAAUAAAAAGUUAUACUUUUGACCAAUCUCAAAAUCAGCACAAUCUUACCGUUAUUGCCAGAAAUCCUAAUGAUAAAAAUCAAACCAAUUAUCAACUGGAAAAAGUUGGAGAUUUACAUCCUGAGUUAGUAAAAUGUUUACAAGAAAGGGAAGAAAUAAAAUAUUUAACGGAAAAACAAGAUGCUCAGGAGUAUUUAAACAAAAAAUAUCCCAAAGAAGGAAGAAAUGAGGUAGAAAAAUUAAACCUUGUUGGCAUAAAAGAGUUAACUGGUGUGAAUUUAAGCAAUUGUUUGUCACUAGAAAAGUUAUACUGUUCGCAUAAUUUAUUAACUAAUAUUAACUCGUUAUUAGGCAAGGUUAAUCCCAAAAAAAUGAAAGAAAUUGAUUUGUCUCAUAACCGCUUUUCUCAGACAGAUUUAAAUAAUUUUAGUAAAUUUGUCAAGCUUGAAACCUUAAAUAUCUCUAAUAAUUUUUUCACCGGUUCCCUACUACCUUUGAAAGAAUUGACUAAACUACAAGAAUUAAAUAUUAAUAAUACUAAUAUUAAAAGUGAAUUCUAUAAUAGUCCGGCUCGGGAGUGGUUGGAUAGCCAAUACCCCCACGAUGAAGAUUCAGAAGAAGAAAAUUUUGGAUUGGACUUAUUAGACGAAGAAAAAAACACACUUAAAAAAAGGGAGGAAAUUACUGAGUUAGACAUUAGCAAUCAAAAUCUGCAAGGACCAUUAAAACUGAAAGGUAAUCAAAAACUCCUUCCCCAAGAUUUAAGUAUUUUACUUUCUCUUCAAAAUUUAAAGGAACUGAAUUUUAACCAGUGUCCUUUUGAAGGAAGUUUAAAACCCUUACAAAAUCUAAGUAAAUUAGAAAGGUUAAACAUUAGCGAUACAAAUAUUAGUGAAGGUUUGGAACAUUUACCAAAAAGUUGCACAAUACUUUAUUGCAAUAGUGAAUAUCAAUAUAAAUCAGUUAAAAUUAUGGAAGAAUUAGAUAAAAGAAUCAAAAAAGAAAAUACUAAAAGCGAAUUGAGUAAGUUAAAAUCUCCGGAACAGUUCAAUAAAUUUGGCUACCUCAGUGGUGUGGAAUCAGUCUCUACUUCGACUACUGUUUUAGGAGGCGCUUUAACCCUGUUAGACUAUUCUACUACUGGGGGAGUAAUUGCCUUGGUGGCUCCUUUAAUUGGUAGUGGAGCUUCCCAAAUAAAAACUAGUUAUUAUGAGAGUGAUAAGGAUAAAUGGGAUGAAUUUCUAACCGAUGCUGACAAUUUUUUAGAUAAUUACCAUGAAUUAUUAGGAAUACUUAAAAGGAUUGGUGGUGGUAAAUUAGGGAAAAUAAAUCAAGCACUUAAAAACCUAAACAAGCAAGUUAGCGGUUUUUUAAAGGAAUAUGACCAAGAUGGUAAUAAGGAAAUAGAAAUUGAGGAGUUAAUUAACAAAAGAACUAAGUUUGCCGAAGAAUUAAACAAGUUAGAAAACAUUAUCAAAGCAAUGAAAGAGUUAGAAAAUGAAGUAGUUAAUUAUCAAAAGGGUUCUAAAAUUGAAGAAAGUGGCGAAAGCGAACAAGAAAGUGAAGAAUUAGAAUUAGAAAACCGACAUGAAGAGACAGCAAAAAUUAGGUCUAGGUUAACUUUAUGUGCUUUUUGUCAGUUAGUUAAAAAUUAUUGA